GUUUCGCUGAGAAAUAUGGUAUUGUGCUAUGUUUUAUCGCAUUGCCUGACCUCUACCGAUGCUCGUUCAUUCAGACAUAGCACGCACUCCUGGCACCCGUUACUGACGUCAACCAAAGGCCAAGAAAAUCAUCCUCUGACUCUUGAAGUACAAACGCAGGCCGCAAUGGAAUUACGAGUACAUCGGCCCAGACAUACUUUCAAGCCACGGACGAGGGCGGACGAAGGCCAUGGGGUCGACCCGAGCACGUCCUGGACACCUGCCAUCACAAUUCAUGCUAUAUAAUGCCUGACAAUUAUGCUGAUUCCAUCGUCACGUCUGGGAAUGGAUCUCACGUACCAACAGGUCAAUUGCAGUCAUGUCCGAAGACUUCCCCAUCGAGCUCGAACUAGGCAAAACCAUUCGCACGCUCCUCUACUCCCAAUUCUUCAACCCACCACCAUAUCCCGCCAAUUCCUUCGCCAACCAAACAGUAAUCGUCACCGGUUCGAACAUCGGUCUCGGUCUUGAAGCAGCCCGGCACUUCUACCGCUUGAACUGCACGAAACUGAUACUGGCCGUCCGAACCAUCUCUAAAGGUCAAACCGCCAAAGAAGACAUCGUCCGCAGCGUCACGCAUCGCGCCGACGCCGACGCCAUCGAAGUGUGGUCUUUAGACCUCAACAGCACUGCGUCGACGCUAGCUUUCGCGGAGCGGGUGAAGAAGGAGCUCGCUCGCCUCGACGUACUGGUUGAGAAUGCCGGACUCGGUGCUCAGAAAUGGAUACCUGUCGAAGGAUUCGAGCAGAGCAUCCAAGUGAACGUCAUCAACACUCUUUUGCUAGGCAUGUCCCUCUUGCCUAAGUUGGAGGAGACCAAGUCCGCUUGCGAAGACUCAUCGCCACAUCUGGUGAUCGUGAGCUCAGAUGGUCUACGGCUCACCAAGUUCAAGCAGAUCAACAACCCAGAUAUUUAUGAGAGUUUGAAUACCGAAGAGGGAUUCAAUCCGCUCGAGUGGUACUGCAUAAGCAAACUACUCGAAGUCCUCUUCAUCCGCGAACUCGUCGAUCGUCUCUACCCCAUUAACUCCAACACACCCGUGAUAAUCAAUCUGGUCAAUCCUGGCAUGAGCCGGUCUGCCUUCUCCCGGGACGCAAGCCUACCUGUACGUAUCGUCGACACCCUCAUGCGCUGGAUGUUCGGGCGUUCCGCGGAAGUCGGCUCGAGAACGCUCGUACUUGGUGCGAGCGCUGGACCCAAUUCCCAUGGUGAAUUCAUGAGUGAUGGCCAAAACCAGUAUGUAGCCGGAUGGGUGCAUGAAGAUAUUGGCAAACGGGCACAGAGAAAGGUGUUUGAGCAGACGUUGAAGGUGUUGGAGAUGAGAAGUCCCGGAGUAGGUAAGGAGGCUGGGCUAUGAGAAAAGUGGAUAGGGGUAAAGCCAGUGGCACCAUGUUUGUUGGAAAUACUUUGGAGCCUCGUGAAGAAUGGCUAUGGCAU
Molecule: messenger RNA, 1476 nt
Organism: Exophiala viscosa
Lineage: Eukaryota; Fungi; Ascomycota; Eurotiomycetes; Chaetothyriales; Herpotrichiellaceae
Exons: 2
Coding region: 359-1396 (345 amino acids)
Source: RefSeq, a predicted model, not a curated record